Messenger RNA from Phanerochaete carnosa HHB-10118-sp, 1298 nucleotides. RefSeq lists its product as uncharacterized. NCBI's taxonomy places the organism in Eukaryota, Fungi, Basidiomycota, Agaricomycetes, Polyporales, Phanerochaetaceae. The transcript has a single exon. The record is from RefSeq and is a predicted model, not a curated record. The coding region runs from base 643 to 963 and encodes 106 amino acids.
CGGCGCGCACAGUGGGGUGGAAACAGGUAAUACAUGGCCUCUCUAACGCUAUGAAAAUUACAAGAAGCGGGCCCGACGCGGGUGGACGCCUUGGCAGUGUCUAGCCGUUGUCUCCGCUCCAUAACCCCCUUACCAAACGGCGGGUGGCGAUUGUGAAUCGGCCGUAGGAGAGCCUUCGUCCGAAGGCGUGUGACUGCGCGGCCGGCCAGUAGGAGCCUUGCUUCCAAUUCAACCUACCCCCUUUUUCGCCGACAGUGUUCUAAUGUUGGACACUCUAGUCACCGGGAUACGAGGGCAUUGGGCACCGUCAAACGAUCCCUCCGGCAUCUCAGUGCGCGGCGGGCUCGGAGGUGACCGAUCUACGGGUAACGGAACAACCUUCUGUCGGCGGCCGGCGGCUCGUACUCGAAGCAUUGGCAGAACCGAUUGCCAAGUAGCCAAGGUCUGGGCAUGGCGGGGAAGUACGGCGGCACAAUAAACUCUGUAUGCAUUCGUGUUGCUGCGCGUAUUCUCCGGACGCAACAGCUACGAUCUUCUUACAGUCAGAGUACAUAAUUUGGAGGUCGCGCUGCGGCUCGCGUACAUACAUCGCGAGGCGGUGUGCGCGUUGUAGUUAGCGCGGCCGACAGUCGCGACAAGGUCAUGUGCGCGUGUCGCAGGGUCGUUCUGGGGGUGUGCAAACACUGUGUGCGGGGCAUCAGCGUCAACAUCAGAACAUCAGACGAAUUCAGGUCUGAGGAACGUCUUCCGCGCAGGAAUCGCCGCGGUUUCACGCUUGCUCUCUGGGGGCUAAGCCGGCUGGGACAGUCUUGCCGUAAUGUGAAGAUCACAAGCGAGCGUCGGGAAGUGUGCUGCACUGGCUCACCCGGGGAGUUGACCAUCGGGACUUGGCUCGUUGUCUUGGUUGCUAGCCGCGACCAGUCGGUGCACGUCGUUUGCACCGGACAACUGCGCUCGGGCUAGCCAUCUGCUCUCCAGGUGAUGGGACGUUGCCGCGGCACGUUUUGUGCUCACACGACCUGACCCUGGUUGUGCACGAUGCGUCCACCACUGACUCAAACUCCGUGGCUCCCGUAAUGUAACGAGGGCAGGAAUUCGCCAAGAAACCACGCCCUUCUUGACACCACGCGCCAAGGCGCAGAACAGUCAGCAUGAUUGGCAGCGAGCAAGAACUCACGUCUCUCACAUUUUCGGCCAGAAUUUCCUAUUUGCUAUCGGCGAUGGAGCAUCCCGCGCGACCCCGGACAGUGCGAGCUUGGUAAUUCCGGAACCGCCAUAGCUGGGUGACCGCCGAGUAA